Messenger RNA from Calypte anna (Anna's hummingbird), 1709 nucleotides. RefSeq names its product transcription elongation factor A N-terminal and central domain containing 2 (gene TCEANC2). Gene Ontology annotation, cellular component: nucleus. Lineage: Eukaryota; Metazoa; Chordata; Aves; Apodiformes; Trochilidae. Bases 193 to 819 code for a protein of 208 amino acids. Gene Ontology annotation, biological process: DNA-templated transcription. The record is from RefSeq and is a predicted model, not a curated record. The transcript is spliced from 4 exons.
CCACCGACGGCAACGGGCGGUGGCGGCUUCUCGCGAGAUUAAAGCCUUCUCGUCCACUCCGCGCAGAGCCCGCUGGGAGAUGUAGUCCGCGCCGCCGGGCAGCUCCAGCCAACCCAUAGGGGUUCCCCGCCGGCGGGAACUACACGGCGGAAAAGGCGGGGAAGCGGCUACCGGGAGGCUCUGGCCAGCGGCAUGGAUCGGUUCGUGGUGCGCCGGGCCCGGUGCCCGGAGAGCCCCCGCCGCGCUGGACCGGCCCCCCGCACUUACCGGCAGGCAACCCUCGAGUCCCUCAAGAGAGUCGUGGUUGUGGAAGACAUAAAAAGAUGGAAGUCUAUGCUUGAGCUUCCUGAGCAACCAAAAGAGAAUCUGAUUGAAGCUUUGGAGGAGCUGAAGAAGAAAAUACCUUCCAAGGAAGUGUUACUUUCAACAAAAAUAGGUCACACGGUGAAUAAGAUGCGCAGACAUCCAGACCACGAUGUGGCCAACCUUGCCAGAGACAUUUACACAGAGUGGAGAACUUUCCUCAAAGCCCAUUCCAACAAACCCUCCAUCGUGGUCAGGAGCGAUCCCAAGACCGAGGCUUUCCGGAAGAACGCACGGAAGCUGCUUUGUGAAGCCCUGGAGCUGGAGAUUGAUCACCCACUGGCUGAAAACAUUGAGAGAGAAGCUUUUCAUCUCUCUUCCCGUCUCGUUAGCGCUCCGUAUCGCCGAACCGUGCGGGCUCUUGUCUUCUCAUUAAAGCACAAACCUGAAAUCCGAGCAGAAGUCAAGGCUGGCACACUCCCUGUCCCCACCUUUGUACAGAGCCAGAAAAAGUGAGGUCUGGAGCCUGAUCCUGAGCGAGAACUCCCUGUGCCUGCAUCCCUGCGGAUGCUGGGAGCCCUUCCCAUCAGCAGGGGAGUGCUGACAGUGUGACUCAUUUAGCAGCACCCUGUGCUUCAGGGAUGCUGAAGAUGAGGACUUCUGCUGAGGAAAAGUGGUGCUGUCAGUCUGACUUGGUGGAAAUCUGUGUGGGCUUGUUGCAAGAAAAGGUUUCUUCUGCUCUGCUCUAUGUUUUCCUGUCACAAAGUCAUCCUUGCUGACUCACCCAUUUCUCACUCCCGCCCAGUCUGUCAGACCUUCCCUUUAGCUGUGUCCCUGAUGUGGAUCUUUAGGUGUAAUCAGCUGAAAAGCAUAAAGGAGCAGCUCUGUGGUGGUAGGAAAUAUCAGGAAUUCAGGGUAAUUGGGAAAGGUUACUCAUAGUUUAACCCUAAAUCAACUGCUGCAGCUGGGCCCUGCCUGUGGCAAGAGCUGUUUUGCUGAGCCAGGAGAUUUGCCUUUGCUGCCUUCCAUACCUGGAUGCAAAAUAGGUUUCAGCAACUUGCUCUUCACCAUUCCAUAGGCUCAGUCAUCCUGUCAUUGUGACCAUUCUUAAAAGCCCUGGUGUGAAAAUUAUGAUGCCCUGGUGCUAACAGAUGCCUCUCUGCUGUUUGAUGAGCAGCUCACUCAGACUUCCAUACCUCAUUCAUGAUUUAAGUGUGGUGCUUGUUCUUACUGUAACAAAAAAACCCAGCAAACUUGAAAUGAAUUUUCUAAGUAAAAAUGAGUUAUAAGCAAAACACUCCCUUCAAAGGCUUUUUUUUUCCACCAAAAGGAACAUAGUUCAGAAUAAUUGUAUGAACAAAUUUAAACAGCAAACUAUUGUUUUAAUUCCACCUACUCAAUAAAAA